AUGCUCGGUUUGAAUGUUUCUGCGUUCGAUCGAGCGCGUUGCGUCUUCCUUUAUCUCGUUUGCGUCGAGCGCGAGUGGCUUUUGCGCGCGCGUUGGUCGAUUCUCAUUUUACGCUUGAGGGCUUUUGUGGGUGGGAGGGGCGAUUGGAGGAAGCAUCUGAGCUCGAACGGCGCUUUUGUCUCUCUUUGCACUUUCUCCAAGCCGAGACGUCCUUUCGAAAAAGUCCGUCUCGACGCCGAGUUGAAGACUGUCGGUGAAUACGGCCUCCGUAACAAGAGAGAGUUAUGGAGAGUCCAGUUUGCGUUGAACAAAUUGCGCAACGCUGCGAGAGUUUUGCUCACCUUGGACGAAGACGAUCCUAAGAGAAUCUUCGAAGGUAACGCUAUUUUGAAGAGAAUGCGAACGUACGGUUUGUUAGAAGCGGAUAAGGAAUCUUUGGAUUACGUGUUGGCGUUGAACGCGGAGGAGUUCUUGGAGAGAAGAUUGCAAACUUUGGUAUUUAAGCUCGGUUUGGCCAAGUCGGUGCACCACGCCCGUAUCUUGAUCAAACAAAGACACAUCAGAGUUGGUAAGCAAAUCGUCAACGUGCCGUCGUUUUUGGUUCGCGUCGAGACACAAAAGCACAUCGACUUUGCGUUGAACUCACCGUUGGGUGGUGGCAGACCGGGCCGCGUGAAGAGACGACGCAUGGCGCAAAAAGCGGCUGCCGCGGGUGGCGGUGACGACGAAGAGGAGGAAGAGGAAUAA
This is a messenger RNA of Bathycoccus prasinos, 747 nucleotides long. RefSeq names its product 40S ribosomal protein S9. The record is from RefSeq and is a predicted model, not a curated record. Gene Ontology annotation, biological process: translation; positive regulation of translational fidelity. Gene Ontology annotation, cellular component: cytosolic small ribosomal subunit. Lineage: Eukaryota; Viridiplantae; Chlorophyta; Mamiellophyceae; Mamiellales; Bathycoccaceae. The transcript has 2 exons. Gene Ontology annotation, molecular function: structural constituent of ribosome; rRNA binding. Bases 1 to 747 code for a protein of 248 amino acids.